GUCUGCCGGACCGGCAGCAGAACUGGUCGCACUACGUCCUGUGGAGCGAGAAGUUUGGUGAUGUUACCGGGGAGGUGGUGGAGAUCAAGAAAGAGGACUGGAUCAUGAUGGACCUGCCAGACGUGCGUAUCAAGAACCUCACGAUCUACGGCAAGCUGUCUUUCGACGACAGCGAAGAUCGUUAUCUCGUGACAG
Symbiodinium sp. CCMP2456 is the source of this 195-nucleotide messenger RNA. Lineage: Eukaryota; Dinophyceae; Suessiales; Symbiodiniaceae. The record is from the annotation of a GenBank genome assembly.